This is a messenger RNA of Raphanus sativus (radish), 1884 nucleotides long. RefSeq lists its product as uncharacterized. The transcript has a single exon. Bases 1 to 1842 code for a protein of 613 amino acids. Gene Ontology annotation, biological process: defense response. The record is from RefSeq and is a predicted model, not a curated record. NCBI's taxonomy places the organism in Eukaryota, Viridiplantae, Streptophyta, Magnoliopsida, Brassicales, Brassicaceae.
AUGUCGAUGUUUGCAUCUUUCCAAUUACUAGAGCUCAACCUAAUCUCCGCUCAGGAUCUAGCUCCGGUCUCCCGUAAAAUGAAGACGUACGCGGUGGCUUGGGUUCACUCCGAGCGUAAACUCACCACCCGCGUUGACUACACCGGUGGAGCCAACCCAACAUGGAACGACAAGUUCGUCUUCAGAGUCAGCGAGGAUUUCCUCUACGCUGACACUUCAGCCGUCGUGGUCGAAAUCUACGCUUUGCAUUGGUUUCGUGAUGUCCACGUCGGUACAAUCCGUGUCCUAAUUAGCAACUUAAUCCCACCAAACCGUCGGCCUGGAUACCGAACCAACGACGAAUACCGCCACACACCCCCUCCCGGAAUGCGCUUCGUAGCACUUCAAGUUCGCCGACCAUCUGGCCGUCCUCAGGGGAUCCUCAACAUCGGUGUGGGAAUCCUCGACGGUUCUAUGCGAAGUAUGCCGCUUUACACGAAUAUGGACUCGUCUGCGGUUGGUUACAGAGACUUGCUUGGUGAAGAUGAUCCGCAUCUGCAGCAUUUACAUCUCAACAACAGCUCCAAGAACCCGCAAUCUCCAAGUUCAAAACAGAACCAAUCCGUAGUCUCGAAGCCACCGCCUCCACCAUCGGUGCUCCGUCGUACGAUGAGUGACACCAGCUCCAUGGUUGUCUCCGAUCUUCUGAGCAGAGCAGAGCGUAGCCGUGUGGCUAAUAUGAAACCUGUGAGCGCAUUAGCAAGCAGCGAAGAUGAAACUGUACCUACAACAACAACGUCAGGACACCAUACAACGACGGAGGAUGAUUCCGUCGACUACGAAGCGCCUUACAAAACGCCUCAUAUCCCAGGGCAGAGAUAUGAUUCGUUUGAGGAUGAGUUUGUGGAUCAAUCAUCAAACGAGUUUGUGGAUCAAUCGCAAAAUGUGAUGCCAUCGAGAAACGAAAGAUACGAUCAUCACUCACGCAAGACAUCACGAAGAUCGACGCCGGUGAUCGAGAAACCAAGGCCGCCGAGAGACUACGAUCGCAGCAACCGCGCUUCGCCGUACUUGUCGAGGCACGGGACGCCGCUGAGAUCGAACAUCGUGGCAUCUACUCCGAUCAGAUCUAACAUCGUCGCAUCUAGUCCGAUGCGAUCAACGGGCGUUAGGUUGACUCCGAUGAGAUCUAACAUGGUUGUUGCAUCUUCUAGUCCUAUGCGAUCCACUCCGGUGAGAUCUAACAUCGUCGGAUCUACUCCGUUACGAUCUAACGUCAUCGGAUCGACUCCGUUACGAUCUACCUACUUGGGAACGCCGAUGAAAUCGCCUCUACGGUUCGGUACGCCGAUGAGAUCUAACUUGGCAGGGAGACUGAUUUUAACCGAAUCUGAGUUAGGUCCGUCGCCUUCGGAAGUAGCGAAUAAGAUGGCGAAGGAGAGAUCGCAAGCCAACGACACCGAGAGUUCGAUCCUGAGCGAGUGGAGCCUCGACGACGAUAGCAACAUCGAAGGUCUCCGAUCGAAACUCGAGCGGUGGCGGACGGAGCUUCCGCCGCUUUACGAUCUCGGAUCGAGUCACCAGAGCAGCAAUGUGAGUAGCGCGAUUGUUCCUGUAUCGGCGAAUGCAGGCGGAGGGAAGAGCUCGAGACGGAAGACUCCGACGACGGUGAAGAAGACGAAGAAGCAUAACCGCCGUCACACGGAAGGAGGAAACGGUCUUUUCUCGUGUUUUAGUAAUAUUUGUGGCGCGGAAUGUACUUUCGUGUGUGGAGGCGGGUCGGAUAAUGACGGGUCGAAAAAGAAAGGUGGGUCAAAGCGUUUGCCGCGCUUGGGCUCUGCUGAUAAUUUGAGUUAUGUGUGAUUGUUUUUUUACAUUUUCGUUUUUUUAAACCGGUUUAUAUUU